Molecule: messenger RNA, 522 nt
Organism: [Candida] anglica
Lineage: Eukaryota; Fungi; Ascomycota; Pichiomycetes; Serinales; Debaryomycetaceae
Source: the annotation of a GenBank genome assembly
AUGUUUUUCUUGAAGGAUUUGUCAUUGAAUUUAACUUUACAUCCAUCCUAUUUUGGACCACAAAUGGAUAAGUUUUUAAGAGAUAAGUUGUUAAGUGACGUUGAAGGUACAUGUACCGGGCAGUUCGGAUACAUUGUAUGUGUUCUUGACUGCAUGAACAUCGAUGUAGGGAAGGGACGUAUUGUUCCCGGGUCAGGUAUGGCUGAGUUUGAAGUCAAAUACCGUGCAGUUGUAUGGAAACCGUUCAAAGGUGAAGUGGUAGAUGCUGUUGUAACAACAGUGAAUAAAAUGGGGUUCUUUGCAGACGUAGGUCCAUUGUCUGUGUUUGUGAGUACUCAUUUAAUCCCAUCAGAUAUGAAAUUCAAUCCAUCUGCGAACCCUCCUGCUUAUGUCAGUCCAGACGAAAACAUUGAAAAGGGUUCAAGAGUACGUUUGAAGAUUGUUGGUACAAGAACAGAUGUGAAUGAAAUCUAUGCUAUUGGAAGUAUCAAGGAGGAUUACUUGGGUCCAAGUCCAAUGUAA